Molecule: messenger RNA, 7518 nt
Organism: Condylura cristata (star-nosed mole)
Lineage: Eukaryota; Metazoa; Chordata; Mammalia; Eulipotyphla; Talpidae
Gene: POLR3B
Product: polymerase (RNA) III (DNA directed) polypeptide B
Exons: 28
Coding region: 328-3729 (1133 amino acids)
Biological process (GO): DNA-templated transcription
Cellular component (GO): RNA polymerase III complex
Molecular function (GO): DNA binding; ribonucleoside binding; DNA-directed RNA polymerase activity
Source: RefSeq, a predicted model, not a curated record
UUGUCACCCUUUUCUUCGUUUUUUAUGCUUCCAUCUUAAUCUUGGGAUUGGGACAAUUAUCAAUCAAGUUGGGGGCUGGAUCACUCAGGCGGGACCUCUGACUGCCACCAGGAGGCGCAGUUUCCCAAGAGCGGCUCAGUCACAUCCGGGUUCCAUCGCAGGAUAGGACAAGGAGCAGGCGGAACCUUUCUACUGCGGCUCCAAUUAACCUGCGCAGUGCGGGCCAUUUAGGCCUCUGCGCACCGUUCUCCACGGGUGCAUCGCUUUGCUUGGGCAGGAAAGGCCCGAGUAGGGACUCCGUUUGCCUCCUCCUUUGUCGUGAGCAGCAUGAACAUGCUUGCAGAAGAGUUUGGGAACCUGACUCCGGAGCAGCUGGUUGCACCGAUUCCGACAGUAGAGGAGAAAUGGAGGCUGCUUCCAGCAUUCUUGAAGGUGAAAGGCCUGGUGAAGCAGCACAUAGACUCAUUCAACUACUUCAUCAACGUGGAGAUAAAGAAGAUCAUGAAAGCCAACGAGAAGGUCACGAGUGAUGCCGACCCUAUGUGGUACUUGAAAUAUCUUAAUAUUUACGUUGGACUUCCUGAUGUUGAAGAAAGCUUCAAUGUAACUAGACCAGUGUCUCCUCAUGAGUGCCGUCUGCGGGACAUGACGUACUCUGCCCCCAUCACCGUGGACAUUGAGUACACCCGGGGCAGCCAGAGGAUCAUCCGCAAUGCUCUACCCAUUGGCAGAAUGCCCAUAAUGCUCCGCAGCUCCAACUGUGUGCUCACAGGGAAAACGCCCGCAGAAUUUGCCAAACUGAACGAAUGUCCAUUAGACCCAGGUGGCUACUUCAUUGUUAAAGGUGUAGAAAAAGUUAUUCUUAUCCAAGAGCAGCUGUCUAAGAACAGAAUCAUUGUGGAAGCCGACAGGAAAGGGGCAGUUGGUGCUUCAGUUACCAGCUCUACCCACGAGAAAAAGAGCAGAACCAACAUGGCGGUGAAACAGGGACGAUUCUACCUGAGGCACAACACCUUGUCAGAGGACAUACCCAUUGUCAUCAUAUUUAAGGCCAUGGGUGUUGAGAGUGACCAGGAAAUUGUGCAGAUGAUUGGGACAGAGGAGCACGUGAUGGCAGCGUUUGGGCCCAGUUUGGAAGAGUGCCAGAAGGCUCAGAUUUUCACACAGAUGCAGGCAUUAAAAUACAUAGGGAACAAAGUAAGAAGGCAGAGAAUGUGGGGCGGGGGACCAAAGAAAACCAAGAUAGAAGAAGCAAGAGAACUCCUGGCUUCGACCAUCCUGACCCACGUUCCUGUUAAAGAAUUUAACUUCCGAGCCAAAUGUAUCUACACUGCAGUGAUGGUGCGCAGAGUAAUUCUGGCCCAAGGAGAUAAUAAAGUUGAUGACCGGGACUAUUAUGGGAACAAGCGACUGGAACUGGCAGGACAGCUCUUAUCUCUUCUUUUUGAAGAUUUGUUCAAAAAAUUUAAUUCUGAAAUGAAAAAGAUUGCAGACCAGGUGAUUCCUAAGCAAAGAGCCGCCCAGUUUGAUGUCGUGAAGCACAUGCGCCAGGACCAGAUCACCAACGGCAUGGUGAACGCCAUUUCUACCGGAAACUGGUCUCUCAAAAGAUUUAAAAUGGACCGCCAGGGUGUGACUCAGGUGUUGUCUCGCUUGUCGUAUAUAUCUGCACUGGGCAUGAUGACGAGAAUCUCCUCCCAGUUUGAGAAAACAAGGAAAGUGAGUGGUCCUCGGUCCCUCCAGCCGUCUCAGUGGGGGAUGCUCUGCCCUUCGGACACCCCUGAAGGAGAGGCAUGCGGUUUGGUUAAAAACUUGGCCCUUAUGACGCACAUCACAACUGACAUGGAAGAUGGACCCAUUGUUAAACUAGCCAGUAACCUGGGAGUAGAAGACGUGAAUUUGUUAUGUGGGGAGGAGCUCUCUUACCCAAAUGUGUUUCUCGUCUUCCUCAACGGUAACAUCCUGGGUGUCAUCCGAGACCAUAAGAAGCUGGUGAACACGUUUCGACUGAUGCGAAGAGCAGGCUACAUCAAUGAAUUUGUUUCCAUCUCAACAAAUCUUACGGAUCGAUGUGUCUACAUCUCCUCUGACGGAGGGCGGCUGUGCAGACCCUACAUAAUUGUUAAGAAGCAGAAGCCUGCAGUCACAAAUAAGCACAUGGAAGAGCUUGCUCAGGGAUACAGGAAUUUUGAAGAUUUUUUACAUGAGAGCCUGGUUGAAUAUUUAGAUGUGAAUGAAGAAAACGACUGUAACAUCGCACUCUAUGAACAUACAAUUAAUAAAGAAACCACCCACUUGGAGAUUGAACCCUUCACUCUGCUGGGCGUUUGUGCUGGCCUGAUCCCAUACCCGCAUCAUAACCAGUCCCCAAGAAACACUUACCAGUGCGCUAUGGGGAAACAAGCCAUGGGUACCAUCGGCUACAACCAACGGAACAGAAUUGAUACGCUCAUGUACCUUCUCGCUUACCCACAAAAGCCCAUGGUUAAAACGAAGACCAUUGAGUUGAUAGAGUUUGAGAAACUGCCAGCCGGGCAGAAUGCCACCGUCGCCGUGAUGAGUUACAGUGGCUAUGACAUUGAAGAUGCCCUUGUUUUGAACAAGGCCUCCUUGGACAGAGGCUUUGGACGUUGCCUUGUGUAUAAAAAUGCUAAAUGCACAUUGAAAAGAUAUACCAAUCAGACUUUUGAUAAAGUGAUGGGACCCAUGUUGGAUGCUGCCACGAGGAAACCCAUCUGGCGACAUGAAAUUUUAGAUGCGGAUGGCAUCUGUUCUCCAGGUGAGAAAGUGGAAAACAAGCAAGUGCUCGUGAAUAAGUCCAUGCCCACCGUCACGCAGAUUCCACUGGAAGGAAGCAGUGCACCCCAGCAGCCACAGUACAAAGACGUGCCCAUCACGUACAAGGGGGCCACAGAUUCCUAUAUUGAAAAAGUGAUGAUAUCUUCCAAUGCCGAAGAUGCUUUUCUGAUCAAAAUGCUGCUGAGACAGACACGACGUCCAGAGAUUGGAGACAAAUUCAGUAGCCGUCACGGGCAGAAAGGUGUUUGUGGCCUCAUCGUCCCUCAGGAAGACAUGCCGUUCUGUGAUUCUGGCAUCUGCCCGGACAUCAUCAUGAACCCACAUGGCUUCCCAUCAAGAAUGACGGUGGGGAAGUUGAUCGAGCUGCUGGCUGGGAAGGCCGGCGUGCUGGACGGGAGGUUCCACUAUGGCACUGCCUUCGGAGGCAGCAAAGUGAAGGACGUGUGCGAAGACCUCGUUCGUCACGGCUAUAACUACUUGGGCAAAGACUAUGUUACAUCUGGCAUCACAGGGGAGCCCUUGGAAGCCUACAUCUACUUCGGCCCUGUGUACUACCAGAAGCUGAAGCACAUGGUGCUGGAUAAGAUGCACGCCCGGGCCCGGGGGCCCCGAGCCGUUCUGACCAGGCAACCUACUGAAGGUCGAUCUCGUGAUGGUGGUUUGCGUCUUGGAGAAAUGGAACGUGACUGUUUAAUAGGUUACGGAGCCAGUAUGCUUUUACUAGAGAGACUAAUGAUUUCAAGUGAUGCCUUUGAGGUUGAUGUCUGCGGGCAGUGUGGACUUCUGGGGUAUUCCGGCUGGUGUCACUAUUGCAAGUCCUCAUGCCACGUGUCUUCCCUCCGCAUCCCAUACGCCUGCAAGCUGCUCUUCCAGGAACUGCAGUCUAUGAACAUCAUCCCCAGGUUGAAACUGUCCAAAUACAACGAGUAAGGGUGGAACAGAGGAUUACUUAAGAACCAUCGAUAAGUCCAAGACCUUGGGAAGCAGGACAGGACUGUUUCUGCUCUUGUGAGUAAUUCCUUUGAAUAUUCUCUCACAAGGAAAACUGUCUUGAUGGAGAGGCUUUUUAUAUACUAGAAGACUGCCUAAACAACCUUGAUCAUUGAACCCCUGGCCUCGGGGGAAAUGCCAGCGAUGUGGGCAAUGAUACAGUCUCCCAUUCGUACACUGCAUUUGAUUCACAAAAUGGACUUUGAUGUCUUGAAAUUCACUUAUUACAAAGAUCUUCCUCCUUGACAAGAAUGUUUGGAGUUCAAUUCUCCGUGAUGUGUUCUGGCUACAAAAACUUAAGUCUUAUGAAACUUGACGGAGGUGAAGAAUCUUUGACUUGGUUGGCUCAGCCUUUGUGAAGGCGGCUGAUGUGAGCAGCUCAUGAAAUUCAGAGCACGGCCAAUAGAUUCUGUGGCGGCUUUGUCUGCUUCUGGCAGGGGUCAUUGUGCCUAACAAUUGCAUCUUGCCUUUAUUACACCCAAACCUUUACGUUUCCAUCUUGGUGAAAUAUAAUAAAUAUGUGCCUCCCACUUUAAGCAAGUUUUCCAAGGAUGUCGUCUUUCUUAUGAACGCUAUUGCUACUAUGUCGAACCUACUGCUAUGGUCAUACCACACGGUAAUAUUUGCCGAAAGCUGGAAGUAAUUCCAUGGGUGCUUUGUGCUCCCAGUGUUCCUGUCACUCCUCCCAAGAUGUUAGCUGUCCAUUCUCUUUUAAACUGACGCCUUCUUUGCCUUCUUGUAAAUUGUUCUUAUUUGCUCUGCCCUGGAGCCAGAUCAAUAUUUGUGUUAAGGAUUGUUUAUAAAGAAAGUCUGAAAAGCUUUGGCUAACCUCUACAGCUGCAUUCCCCAUAUGUCACCUCGAAUGUGUCCCACAGAAUAUCAGUAGAUAAUGUCCACCACCGAGAAUGGAGUGCUUGUGUCAAGUAAGGAGAAACAUGUAACCAAGGUAAGCACACUCAGGACAUUUUCAAAGCUUUUACUGAACUGCCACAUCCUAGAACUCUCCACAAGAGGGACAUUUUCAGAGCCGGCUAGUCAUUUGAGAACUUGAGAACACAAACUCCACAUCGUUUUUUCUCUUCACCAUAGGACGCUCUAACACAGGUGAGGCAGCCCCAGGGGUUCACCGUAAAUGCAGCAUGAGAGUAGCCCGCCACAGCCUCUUAGGUGUCUCCUUUCUCAGGGCUUGACAGGGACGAAGCCAUGGAGCAGCUUGAUCAGUGGUUAGGCUGGUUAUGCCUCCGUUUCCUUUGACUUCAUACUGCUCAAAAUCGAGGCUGCCGAAAGAUGACUGUUCCGAGUCAGAUGUCUAGAGCAUUUUACUGUACUUUGGACAAUGUGAGAUGUGAGUAUUUCACGUGUGUGACAAAUCCUCUUGUCAACUCCAUGGAAGAGGCAGUUGCAGGCGGCCCCUGAGCACUGGAAAGAAAGAGCAGCCUGCGAGCGUGGUGUGCCGUGUGCUGGCCCGGGGGCUGUCACAAACCAUCAGUGCCCGCCCCUGGUGACACGGGGGACAAAGAGAGCAGCACUCGGCCUCUGCUGUGGGAGCUGAGGUGCCAGCCGUCAUGGAAGCCCACCCCGCAGUCAGUGCUGAGGGAACACCCAGGGCAAACUGACUCAGACCUGGAGAUCUGGGAGCAUAUCACAAGCUGGACUGUUCGCUUUACUCUGCUUAGAAACUGAGGCUCCAGGUGGCUAAGUGACUGUCCUGGCAACACCACCAGUGAGGGAGCCAGUCACGUGGACCUUUAGUCCAGGCUCCCAACUUCAGAGAUUUGUUUGAGUUUCACUCCUGAGUCUGUUUUUUAGUCACCAAAAAUGGUGAUUUUGGUUUUAGUCACUGAAUGGCUCUGUUUCUUAAACAUGUUUUGUUUUUUUUUUUUCAAAGUCACUCCAAGUAACUUUGAUUAUUUUGAAAGGCGUCACCUCCCUGAAUGUCUAGGAAAUUCUUAGUUUUCAAAUUUACAAAGACCUAGAAAGUGUGGGUUCCAAAUUGAGACAUCUCUAAGGGGGGAAACUGUCAGGUUGAUGUUUCCAAAACCAGCAUUUUGAAUAGCUGUCUGACUGAGAUACACUUUAAUAAAGAGAUCAGGAUUUAUAAGUUAGUCCUACUAGGUUUUCUUUUUUGGUGGGGGUUGGGGGGAUCUCUGAGUUCCUUGUUUUAAAAAUGACCAGUUAGAUUUCCUUCAGUAACGACAGAGUAACUUACAAUGUACAGGCCACCCUCACCCUCAAAGCCCCUUUACCUUCAUGACCCCUGCCAAGUUGGAAGUGGCACAGAGGUGGGAGGCUUGAAGGAGACACCAGGGCCACUAAGAGGCCCCACCUUGCGCUUUGAGUCAGAGGGCAGGGGUGGCAAGGCCCUGGGCCCAGUAGCCAGGAUUCCAGGCCGGAAAGGCCGACAUGCUAACCAGAAAGCUCACCCAAGUGAGCCUACCCCCCCUCCGCCCCCCACCAUUUUCUCCUGUGUCUUCUCCUGCUCCUGCCACUGUAGUAGAAUGCCAGACUGGGUGGCUUCCACACUGGGAAUGUAUUUUCUCACAGUGCUGGAGGUUCAGAGUCCAAGGUCACGGUGCUGACAAGUUGUUCUUGGUGAAGCCUGAGCUUCUAGCAGAGACGGCCACCUCAUCACCUCAUCCGGCCUUUCCUUGGUGUACUCUAAAAAGGAAUGAGAGCUGGCAUCUCCUCACCUUAAAUGGAUGAGGGAUCUGAGACCUUAUGUAACAUUAAUUACCCUCAUAAAGACAUUGUCAUUAACAAUGGUCACUUGGGAGUUGGGGCUUCAGUGUGGAAUUUUGGAGGGACACAAUUUGGUCCACAAUGCCCCUCAAGACAUUUGCCAAUUCAUAACAGCACAGAGUGGCCUGCUGGUAAUAGCUAUUAAAGCUGAAAAAGCUGAACAAAUGUGUCUAGCAAAUCCACUCCUAGGUGUAUAGACACAGAAAAUUGUACAUACAUCACCAUUAGGUGUGCACAAAAAAAUUUCUAACAGUAUAUUUGUAAUAGCUCCAAUUUAUAAGUAAUCCCUACCAUUAACAAUGUAAUGUAGUACCUUCCCAUCGAGGAGUACUAUACAGCAAUGAAAAUGAGUUUGCUAUAUACAGUAUCGUAGAUAAUGUCAUAACUAUAGUGUUGGAUUUUUUAAAAGUUGGGAAUACCCUAAAUGAAAUAAGCCAGAAGAGAGAUAAAUACCAGACAUUUUCACUUGUAAUGUGGAAUAUACAGAAACCAAACAAAACGUCAGAUACAGACAAACUGUAAAAUCAACCCCAGAAAACUGACCAGAGAGAGAGAGCUGAAGCAUGCAGAAGGGGAGUAGAAGGAAGAGGAGGAGGGGAGAAAAACAGAGGGUGGGUAAGCAUGGUGGGCUGUGGUGGAGGAUUCUGGGUGAUUUGGGGAUGGGAGCAUUAUGGUGACCACACCUGAGGGGAGAAUUUCUUUCCUGUCAAAAAAUCAAGAAUGUAAAAUAAUGAAAGUGCAAUAAAAAAUAGAUUUUUUUAAAACAAACACAAAAGAACACUUACGAUGUCAGUCCUGUUUAAGUUCAAAAACUGAUUUAAGGAGUCCUGAUAACAGUUCCUUAUGCAGUGGUUGUCUAAUAAGUGGUACAAAAGGGGGUGUCUGGGGUGCUGGUGAGGUGUGUUUUUUUGUUGUUGUUUGUUUGUUUUUACGCAAGCGUUGAUUCAUUAAGCCAAUUCCUCAAGCUAUCUGUUAUACACUUGGGAUUUU